GUCGAGUCUAUAGCCACCUCCUUCUGUCAAACACCCACUAAAACUGCUGGGAAACACUUUUCGCUGUUCAUUUCUAGGGUCUAUUUGAUUAAAACGUGUAAAGUAGUUCGUUUUGUUUCCAUCAUGCACUCGGACACAGUGGAGAAAUCCGCCUCACCGAGGAAACGAAUCGUCUCGCGCGCGAUGAGCGAAGAAGAGUCUCUUCGACACAUAAUAGAGGCUGAAGAGUCACCCAAGCGCUUAACUCGCAGAGACAGCAGAUAUGGAUCGCUCAGGAGGGGAGACACAAGAGGAAGUCAGAGUGAAGAUGAGCCCGCAGAAACCACGUCCAUGAUGGAGCUACAGCAGAACUACGAGAUGUGUUUAGCAGAGCUCCAGAGCGUCGAGCUGCAGCAGGGGGUAUUGCUUUUCCAGGUAGAUUGUCUCCAGGAUGCCCUGGAAGGAGCUGAGGAGGCGCUCUCCGAGACCAAGAGGGAGGCUCAUCAAAUCAGCAUGGAGCUGGAGCAAGAGAGGGAGAAGAGAAGGAAGUUGGAGGACACUGUUGCAUUGCUGAUGCAGAAGUUGGAGCAGUUAAAGGAGGAGAAAACUUCAGUUCCAGCUGAAAGUAUAACACAAGACCAGAAGGAAGCUGUUGAGAUGACUGAUAAUCCUGCCGUCGAAGUGGAUGGACCCGUGUCUAAAGAGGCACCUAAACCAGUCGACACAGCUUCACAACCGACAGGCUCUACAAACACUUUCGCCAGUUUUGCUUCUACAACAUAUCUGCUUUUCAAGAACAGAAAAAUAGUGACGGGCGUAAUCAAACACGAUGCCGCUGGAGGAACUCCGGUGGACGAAGAAGCGGUCAAAGAAGCACAUGUGGUUGGUUCUGAGCAGGCUACACCGGAGGCAAGCAGCCAAAACGCUCAGGAUGGUGAAGAUUAUGACGAGAGCAGUGGCUAUGAAGAUGCACCAUCAGAUUUCUCACCUGGAUCUUCAACUCCUGAUGGGCCAUUAGAUGCAGUUUUGCAAGAAGAUGGGGAGCGUGAACUGAAGAAUAGCAACGAGGCCAGAAAUGUAAGAGAUCCAGAUGCCUGCGUUCUGUCUUAAAGAGCAGAAACGUGGAAUCCGUCCAAGACUGGUUUUAGUAUGAAUUCCUGCCAUUUUUAAAAAGGCCUAGAGGGCAUUUUUUUUUUUUUUUUUUAAAUAGUUUUCCAUGAUUUCUGAAAUCUUUUAGUGAAACUUUAUUCAUUAAUAUUCAUAUUCACUCUGUAUGUGCCUCUCAUUUUUACUGGCACAUGUUGCUGUAUAAGGCUGGCUGUUUCUAUUUUGAAAUAUUUUUUUUUUUAAAUCAGAACCUGACAUAUCACUGGGAAGUAUACAUCAGAGCUUUUUGGGCUGGAUACCAGAAAUAAAAAGAUGACUAGAACCUCAUUCUCAAGAAUUUGGAUGAGGAGUGACUUAGCUGGAUUUUAUAUUACUGAAGUUAAGAGAAAAGUCAUAACAAAAGCCCCGGACCCCCUCAAACCUAACCUUCAUCGUCAAUGAAUUAUCAUUGAUCGUCGUCAACUAGAUGUGCAAAUAUGAAAUAUCCAUAUCACAAUAAUUACUUCUGCCGUUGUCAUGGUUUUCAAUAUCACCACCAUCUUGUGUGAGAGCAGCAUUCCUGUCCGCUUUUUUAUUGUUCGUGGAACUUUUCAUUUGGUGAACACAAUCAUCAUGUAGAAGAAUCUGAUGCUGCCUUCAGAUUUGUCCAUUAUUUAAGAAUCUUAAAAGACAGCUGUCUUGACACUGCCUUCUUAAUUGGACAUACUUUAUCUCAGGAGUGGAAAGGUACGCUCAGACGUAUAGCGAUUUUAUGGCUGCAGGUUGCCAGUCCCUGUACUAUAAAGUCACCUGUAGGUGUUCCUACUACUGGUUGCCAUAGUAACAUUUAUCAGUAGGUGGCACAACUAGCAUUCUACUUUUGACAAAUCAAUUUUGUAUAUAAAAUUCACGAGUGCGUAUAUCCGUUGUAUCCUAGGAGAUGACGGAGAAGCAGUGCGUGCUCUUUGACAUUUAUCCGCAGUGCAAGCGCCGGACCGUCUGGGUCCGCAAAACAAUUCGGACUCGUAGACAGCAUGGCGGAUCACGCGCGCUCCACUGUCCUCAAUCCUACUGCAGCGAGUUGCUCCAAACUUGCAUAAAACGUUGCAACUUUUUCGCAUUGCUGGACACGCCCACAUCUAGUCACCAGUGGUCGCUUUCGCUCAGGUCAGCGGAAUUCGCAAUCUUUCGUUGAAAGCGAACGGUCUAUUUAGUUUAUCCUGAUCAGGCUCGUGCUGGAUCCAGAACCUGUUCCAGGAACACCGGGCGCGGUGAGGUGAGGUGAGAAUACACCCUAGAUGUAAAUGUGUAUCAAAUUAUCAAAAGUUUUUGCAUUCCUGAGAUUAUUCUGUGCAUGAAAAAAAAAAACAUUCAGCGUCCCAUGUAAUGAGUAACGAGUCGUACGUUUGUUUUGAAAGACUAACGAGCAUCUGUCAGGGGUUUCACGAUCACCAACUGGAGUUGGUGGCUGUAGCUAGAUACUACUGAAAAUUUCUACCUGCAGAUUCCUCCUGAAAGGAGAGCAGGGGUAGUGACUACGGUAGAUUUUGAAUCCACAAUAAUAAUAGUGUUGAUUAUCACAGUAUCACAUAGCUUUCCUGCCUUGAUACCGAGCUUCGUGACUGACUUACUGUACUUAAUGCAAUUCGAUUUGUAUUUUCCUCAGAGUGGAUACAGACACAGAUUUCCAGAAAACUGUUCUCAAUGUAGCCACGCGAGAUCGAUUCCCUGAUAUCUCGUUAGCUUACAUCAGUUUAUCUCUCAGUGGCAGCGCGCGCGCGUGUGUGUGUGUGUGUGUGUGGAAUCGGAAUCAAACAUUAUCUAAAACCAUCAUUAUUUUACAGAUUACAUCGUCUAUUCGUUUCAUAUUUUGUAAAACCGUUAUCUUUGCAAGUCUGACACAAGAAGGGACACCGAUUUCGGUUAGCCUCACGACACGUAGCCUGUUAUUUCCUGCUUAAAUGUCAGCGCUCGUAAAUGAAGAAACAUGCAUGCACAGUUAAAGCUGCACUAAAAGUUACAUAGAUCGUAUAUCCGAUUUCUUUCCUGUGUCAGAAUCGGGAAGAAGUCGUUAACGUAGAUCUACAGUGAAGAGCUGUUUGUAAAUACAAAAGGCCUGGAUCGCUAUAUAACAGUCUUCUAAAAGUAGUCAAAAAACUGCUGUGUGGAAUUUUACGGCCAUGCCGAGGUCCUAAUAUUUCAUACGAAUCGUUCGAUUUUCAUUUAUUCCUUUGGAAGAUUUAUUUAUUUAUUUAGGUUUUAUUGGCGCAUUUUAUAAAACUGCUCAUGGGAUGAACUUUUAUAGUCUUUCAGGACAGUAGGAGGAGCUUACGAACUCUGACGUGGCGUGCGUUUAAAGACGGGGUGCGUGCUAUAAGAGGUCCGACCAGGAUGUUUCUUAGAGCGACUUUUCCGAAAUUAUGCCGAAACUUUAAUGCCCCGAAGGCACUAGAAUCCUGUUCAGACGGAGGUGUACUCGAACCUUCAGUGCUUGGAUUUGAACUCGCAGCCUUAUGGAUGUUAGCACAAAGCCACAACCACCGAGCUCCCACAGCAUGGUCAGAGCCAUAUACAGAAUUCAACCGAGCUCAUAAGCAUAUUCGUCGUUAGCCUUCCAAUAAUCAUCGUUCACUAUUGUUAAACGAGUGAUUAUUGCUGUAUAUUUUAAUAAUAAUUUGUAUUCUGUAUCCUGUCUUUACUUGCAUGUAUCGUUCUAUGCUGGUCGUUAUUAAUCAAGAAGACAGACGUGUUGAUAUAUUGUUCAAUCACAAUAACUUGCUUAUCCUUUUAUCAUGAUUUAUGAUAAAACCACUAUUUGAAAUAAAAAAAAAACUACAAACAGCA
This is a messenger RNA of Ictalurus furcatus (blue catfish), 3909 nucleotides long. RefSeq lists its product as uncharacterized. The record is from RefSeq and is a predicted model, not a curated record. Bases 124 to 1089 code for a protein of 321 amino acids. NCBI's taxonomy places the organism in Eukaryota, Metazoa, Chordata, Actinopteri, Siluriformes, Ictaluridae. The transcript is spliced from 6 exons.